Molecule: messenger RNA, 351 nt
Organism: Haemonchus placei
Lineage: Eukaryota; Metazoa; Nematoda; Chromadorea; Rhabditida; Trichostrongylidae
Source: the annotation of a GenBank genome assembly
AUGUCUCAUACACGGUUUGCGGACGUCCGCUUCAACUUCUAUGCCUUGGAGAUUCAAGCUAGCCUUUGCGGCGACCCACGGUCACAUCCUCUUCUACGUGAUGCCUUAUCGGAAUUUAGGCACGUAGACAUGGAAAGAAACACAUCCAAAAGUUAUGCCUGUAUUCGUCGGACUCGCAAUAAGGUGGGAGCCGAUUCCGUGUUCGAGUGGAAAUUCAUUCCUCCAUCCAGUCACUUCCAACUCCGACUUGUUCCAUUCAAGAGUCAAUUCACGCCGGGAGGCGUUGGUGAAUGUGCAAUGUCCUUAAAAUAUUUCAGCGUCUCUGGGCUUGCAGCAAAUCCAACUUGUUGA